Messenger RNA from Oncorhynchus masou masou (cherry salmon), 5450 nucleotides. RefSeq names its product acetyl-coenzyme A synthetase, cytoplasmic-like. Gene Ontology annotation, cellular component: cytoplasm. The record is from RefSeq and is a predicted model, not a curated record. The transcript has 18 exons. Gene Ontology annotation, molecular function: acetyl-CoA synthetase activity. NCBI's taxonomy places the organism in Eukaryota, Metazoa, Chordata, Actinopteri, Salmoniformes, Salmonidae. Gene Ontology annotation, biological process: acetyl-CoA biosynthetic process. The coding region runs from base 844 to 2943 and encodes 699 amino acids.
UAGGGCCAACCGGAGUUCAGUUUACCGUCAUUCCUCAUGCGCUCUUUCUUCGCGUUGUCUCUGCCUUCAAAAGACAUUUGGACGAAGUGCAGACCACUUCCACUUCAGGGAAAACGGAUAUUUUUCCAGAUAAAUAUUUAUUGUAGCUUAAUUUGAAUGGAAGAAGGCGCUAUCAAGUCAAGUGGUGUCCAACCUACCACUUCAAACAGAACGGCCUCGUCUCGCUCUCAAGUCAAUCGUUUACUACUUCCUUAUAGUUAUAGCAGCUAGAUAUUUUUUUACAAGGAUUUGAACUCCAGCUAGCGGUCGGUCUAAGUUAGCUAGCUAACUGGAAACGCAGUUAUUAACCUUCUUGAAUAGCAGGAAGUGGUUUAUGUUUUAAGCUAUUUUCUAACGCUUUGAAUAGCUGAUGUCCCUAAAGUUAGCUAACUGCUAUCUCGUUUCUGGUGGGUUCCACUGCCUGGAAAUAUUGCUUGGAUUUGCAACCAGCUAAGUUAACGUUGGCUAAUUUGACAGUUAGCCUCAUUACCUCAGUUAAUGUAUUGUUUUCCUAUGCAUUAAUCGAGAUAGUCGACUUCUAAAGUGGCUAGGAGGCUAAAGAAGAAUCCUUAAACAAGGAAGUCAGAAUUAACUAUGCCAGUUGUACCAUUUGUUUUCAAUACCAUGCAGUGAGAGGGUGACUCACUUGAGGCUUUUUUUAAAUUGCACGUAGUAGUUUGAGCUGCAGUGGGCACGAGCAAAUAGCGCAAUUUAUCGUCAAUACCAUUCUUCGCAGUUUUGCCAUCUUUUGUCUCGUAUUUCGAUAGUUAGGAUAGAUCGCAAGCCAGCUGACUGAAGGUCAAAAUGAUUCCAGACAAAGCACCGAAGGAGGACGUAUUUCAUGCAGGAGGAGACUUAAAGAAGGAUGCUCAUGUACCCAACUUUGAGAAGUACAAAGAACUCUACCUGAAAUCUAUUGAACAUCCAGAUGAGUUCUGGGGUGACAUUGCAAAAGACUUCUACUGGAAGUCGAAGCACACGGGCCAGUUCAUGGACUACAACUUUGACGUGACAAAGGGGGAGAUCUACAUCAAGUGCAUGGAGGGGGCCACCACCAAUAUCUGCUACAACGUCCUGGACUGUAACGUUCAUGAGAGGGGGCUAGGGGACAAAGUGGCAUUCUACUGGGAAGGGAACGAGCCUGGUGACGAGGUGACGGUGACAUACAGAGAGCUCCUCCAGCAGGUUUGCCAGUUUGCCAAUGUGCUCAAGUCCCAGGGGGUGAAGAAGGGUGACCGCGUGUCCAUCUACAUGCCAAUGGUGGUGGAGCUGGUGGUGGCCAUGCUGGCUUGUGUGCGCAUCGGGGCUGUGCACUCAAUCGUGUUUGCAGGCUUUUCGGCAGAGUCGCUGUGCGAGAGGAUCCUGGACUCCCAGUGCUCGUUGCUGAUCACGGCCGAUGGCUUCUACAGAGGAGAUAAGCUAAUCAACCUGAAGGUGAUCGCUGACGACGCACUACAGAAAUGCAGGGACAAGAGUUUCCCAGUACAGAGGUGUAUCAUGCUUAAACACCUGUCCAAGGAGGUGGAGGCCAGUCCCCUCCGCUCUCAGUCUCCCCCUGCCAAGCGGCCCUGUCCUGACCUGCAGCAGGAGAAACAGAAAGACAGAGUAAAGAAAAUCCGUCCCGUCCCUCAGGUGCCGUGGAACCCUGAGGUGGAUCAGUGCUGGCUCAGCCUGCUGAGUGGUGUGUCUGAGGAAUGUGAACCAGAGUGGUGUGACUCUGAAGAUCCCCUCUUCAUCCUCUACACCAGCGGCUCCACUGGGAAACCCAAGGGUGUGCUGCACACGAUCGGUGGCUAUAUGCUCUACGUGGCCACCACCUUCAAACUGGUGUUUGACUACCAUCCUGAGGAUGUGUACUGGUGCACGGCCGACAUCGGCUGGAUCACGGGCCACUCCUACAUCACCUACGGGCCCCUGGCUAACGGGGCCACCAGUGUCCUGUUCGAGGGUCUGCCCACCUAUCCGGACGUCAGCCGCAUGUGGGAGAUAGUCGACAAGUACCAAGUCACCAAGUUCUACACGGCGCCCACAGCCAUCCGCCUCCUCAUGAAGUAUGGGAGCGAGCCCGUCCAGAAGUACAAGCGGGAUUCUCUGAAGGUGCUGGGGACGGUGGGGGAGCCCAUCAACCCGGAGGCGUGGCAGUGGUACUACAGCGUGGUGGGGGAGAAGAGGUGCCCCGUGGUCGACACCUUCUGGCAGACUGAGACCGGUGGCCACGUGUUGACUCCUCUACCUGCUGCCACGCCCAUGAAGCCUGGCUCUGCUACGUUUCCUUUCUUUGGAGUUGUCCCUGCCAUUUUGAAUGAGUCUGGGGAGGAGCUUGAGGGACCAAGCGAGGGUUACCUGGUGUUCAAACAGCCCUGGCCAGGAGUCAUGAGGACUGUGUUUGGGAACCACCAGAGGUUUGAGACCACCUACUUCGAGCAAUUCCCAGGAUACUACGUCACUGGUGAUGGUUGCCGUAGAGAUAAGGAUGGGUAUUACUGGAUCACAGGGAGGAUAGAUGACAUGUUGAAUGUCUCAGGUCACCUGCUGAGCACGGCAGAAGUGGAGUCGGCCCUGGUGGAGCACGAGGCGGUGGUCGAGGCAGCGGUAGUUAGCAGGCCGCACCCUGUCAAAGGGGAGAGUCUCUACUGCUUCGUCACGCUUACCGACGGAGUCAGCUUCAGCCGCACCCUGGAGGCCCAGUUAAAGAAACAAGUGAGAGAGAAGAUUGGUGCCAUUGCCACUCCAGACUUUAUACAGAAUGCCCCAGGCCUUCCCAAGACCAGAUCAGGUAAGAUCAUGCGGCGUGUGCUACGUAAGAUUGCCCGUAACGAGCGAGACCUGGGCGACGUGUCCACGCUAGCCGACUCCUCUGUCAUCGAACUGCUCUUCCAGAACCACUGCUGUGGCGCAAUGUGAGCUCACAACUACAGAGGCCACAGUACCCUGACACUCUUACCGAGGCUGAACAGGGAGGACGAGGAGCAGGGAGGACGAGGAGCAGAAGGAGAUGUAUAAAUGUAACUGUAGAGCCUUCACUGUGGGACUCGAGCCAACACUUGGGUUAAAGAAACACAACAAAAUCCCUCUAGUUUGUCAGCAGUUCAGUUCUCCCCUCUUGAGUACACUUAAUGUACUAUUAGAUUCAAACGUUUUUUUUUCUUCAUUUUAACUAUGUACACUUGUUAUUUUUGUCCUUUUUAUUUCAUUGCCGUUUGACAAAGGAUUGCUAUGCAUGUUUGUCUGCACGCUUGAAAUGUUGUAAGUUUUUGAGAUGCAUUUUCCACUCCAGCUUUGUCUUCUAGAGGCAGAGGGGGCUUGUGUACUAGCAGAACUGCACUGAACACUCCUCUUUCCUCUGUUUAGACUGGAUUGAUUGUAUUAGAAAUAAAUCCAAGAUCCCCCUUUGAAGAAAUAGAUGAAGGAUAACUGAAGCCUUCAUAAACCCUUUUAUAUGGCCUAUGUCAUUCACCAGCAACUGUCAUGCUAUUUCAGAGGGUCUGACAGGUAAUGCCACACUUGGCAUAGAUUCAAGGACCCCCCCCCCCCCCUUGCCCUCAGAACAGCCUCAAUUCGUUGGGGCAUAAACUCUACAAGGUGUCGCAAGCGUUCCACAGCUUUCACCUGGUCAGUCUGUCAUGGAAAGAGCAGGUGUUUCUAAUGUUUUGUAACUCAGUGUAUAUGAUUUGUGAAUAACUGAUUUAGUCCUUGUAAAGGAUUUCAAGAAUUCAUAAGUUGUUUAAAGUGGGACCAAACAUAACAUGUAAGACCUGUUUAAAUUUAUUCUAGUAUUUUAAAUAGUUUAAGAAAUAUCAUUGUGUUCAUGUGCCAACAUUUAAAAAAGAAACAUUUUUAACAGUAAGCUAUUUGUUUUGAAAGCAUUUGUCUGUAUUAUGUCACAUGUUUUUCAGUUUUCUUUUUGUUGCCCCUUUGUAUCAAAGUGACAUGCAAUAACAGUAAAUGGACUGACUGAUCUGAUCUGGGGGUUUUUUGGGGGGGGAUAUUAACCUGGGUUCUGGGCACCACAUGGUAGAAAACAAACCAACAGGGGGAGACUACUUGGACUUUUCUAUUUUCUGUUAAACUUUUCAAAAUGUUUUCCAUUGCAUGUUCUAAUGAGUACAACUCUGUGCUGGGCAUGUUGGAGCGCUGUGAUCAUUCUACUCAUUCAGUUGCAUCUCAUCUCACACCUUUGCAGUUCUUCUUGACCUUUCCUACGUUUCCAGUAGAUGGUGCUAUUGUUAUACAAGACCUACAGUAUACUGUGUUCAGUUAUUAGCUAGAAUCCUUAGUUUCUACAUCUGUUUUUCAUCAUGAAUUAAUUAUGCAUAUAUCCACUGUUUCUUGAAAAAGAUAUCUAAAUGCUUCAUGGGCUUAGUGUAACUGGCAUACACCAUCAGAACCUUGUAAGCUUGUUUUACUCCAAUGUUUGUAAACAAACAAUAUAUGGGCUCAAAACAUGGUUAAAUUGUAAUAUCAAGGAUGGUCAGACAUUGCAGCCAUAGUGCUCUCUAUGAAUUUGAGUGGUUCCAUUUCUCCAGGCCCAUCCCUCAACUUUUACAGAAACAAAGGCUCUUGACUGCUUUGUUAUUGUUUCAAUUAAGAACUCUAGUUUUAAAGAACAGGAUCUUUGGGUAUAUGACAUAAAGAAGGAUCGAGUCCUGUAGUGGCCAAAAGGCCAUGUUAGCAUUGGCAACACUGUUGAAUACUUCCACCAUUUUAGUGUAGUCAUUGGGUGGGACUUCCAAUUUCAUUGGCUGGUGACCCUGUUGGGGCAUGUCCAACCGUGUCAUCAGGAGGGAUCAGCCAAACGUGAAGAAGAUAAUUGACUACCUCGAAAUGGAAAUAGCCUCUAUGGCACUGCCCGUGCUGUCACAAACGCUAUAAUGGCACAGAUACAAAGACGAGUCCGCUAUGUAGUAUCUGACUGAACAUGACAUGAGUCGAUGUAUCCUGAAUCAGAAUACUCUAGGUAGGAGACAGGAAUACCCCUGACACCAUACCUCCCUAAUCAGCCUUACUGCUUUAUGCUACGCUGACUGGGGACUUCUUCAUCUUGGAGAUAAUUGACAUUUGUCUGCAAUAAUUGGCAUUCUUUUUUCAAGAUCACUUGGAUACAUAAGAUGAGUAAACCAGUCCUUAAUCUUUCCCUGUUGUUUUGUGUCGCAUCCAUUUUUCUGGUCAUUUGACUGAAUCAUAAAAGAGUCUAAUAUUGUAAAGUGUGAAUGUAUUGAAGGAUAUGCUACUGCUGUAAAUUAAGUAAUUGUGUGUGUGCUGUCUGGCUUGCUUAUAUAAUUGAGAUGUAGCUGACCCGUUAUUGUUUUGUAUUGUUUGUUCAUGCUCUGUUUCAUCAACGGCCUAUUUAACUGGAAGCCACCAGCCAGUAUCCUGUAGAGUUGAAGAUGAAUAAAUAUAUUAAUGAUCCA